AUGGCUUCACCAUCGUAUGGGCCUUUGUCAAUCGUGUGCUUUUUGACACUAUUGUUUCUUUUAAUAAACACUGUGCAACCACUCUGUCAUGGCGUUGAGAGAUCUGCCUUGUUGCAUUUCAUGCAAAGCUUUUCCAUCAGCAACAACGCUUCCAUUAGUUCUUACGCUUAUCCAAAGACUGCAUCAUGGAAGAUCAGAGGAGAAAGCAGUGAUUGUUGCUUAUGGGAUGGCGUCGAGUGUGAUGAGGACACUGGCUAUGUUAUUGGCCUUGACCUCGGAGGUAGUUCUCUCCAUGGUUCUAUCAACUCCACAAGCAGCCUUUUUCAACUUGUUCACCUUCGAAGGCUUAACCUGGGGGGUAAUGACUUCAAUUAUUCUCAAGUUCCAUCUCGACUUGCCCUUCUCUCAAGUCUAACAUACCUCAACCUUUCCAAUUCUAUGUUCUACGGUGAAAUUCCCUUAGAAAUCACAGAAUUGUCUCACUUGACUUCUCUUGAUCUUGGUCGAAAUGUUGACUCAUCUGCAAGAAACUUGUUAGAACUCGGAACCUUCGACUUGAGAAGGCUAGCUCAAAGCUUCACCGGGCUUGAGCAACUUGAUCUCAGCUCGGUUAACAUUUCUUCUACCGUGCCUGAUGCCCUCGCAAAUUUGUCUUCAUUGACAUUUCUCAAUCUCGAGGACUGCAAUUUACAGGGUCUAAUUCCAUCAUCCUUCGGUGAUCUCACCAAACUAGGCUAUCUAAAUCUUGGACACAACAAUUUUUCAGGUCAGGUUCCUCUUUCGUUGGCAAACCUAACCCAACUUGAAGUGUUAUCUUUGUCUCAAAACAGUUUCAUCUCCCCAGGUUUGUCUUGGCUAGGAAACCUAAACAAAAUUAGAGCUUUACAUCUUUCAGACAUCAAUUUAGUUGGUGAAAUCCCUUUAUCUCUUAGGAACAUGACCCGACUUAGUCAAUUACAUCUCUCCAAUAAUCGAUUAACAGGGAAAAUUCCAUUAUGGAUCUCGAACCUUACCCAGCUCACACUCGUGCAUCUUAGACACAAUGAGUUGCAAGGUCCAAUUCCAGAGUCUAUGUCCAAACUUGUGAAUCUAGAAGAGCUCAAAUUGGAGUACAACCACUUGAGUGGCACUAUAGAAUUCAGCAUGUUUGCUAGUCUCAAACACCUAACAAUGCUCCAAAUACGCCGUAACAAUUUGACUGUGCUCACUAAUAUCAGUGAUAACACUACACUUCCAAAGUUUAAGUAUUUGGCAUUAGGUGACUGCAACUUAAGUGAGUUUCCAGAUUUCAUCAGGAGCCAAGAUGAGUUGAUCUACUUGCAUCUAGGUCGCAACAGGAUUCAAGGCCACAUACCGAAAUGGCUAGGGGACAUAGGUCACAAAACUCUCUCGAUUUUGAUUCUCCGAAACAAUCUUUUCAUUGGCUUUGAGCAAUCAUGGGAGCUUUCUCUUUUGACGAAGCUACAGUGGCUAGAACUCGAUUCUAACAAGCUUGAAGGUCAACUCCCGAUUCCACCACCUUCCCUCAUCGGUUAUAGUAUUUCGAAUAACUCUCUGACAGGAGAAAUUUUACCAUCUCUGUGUAAUUUGCGAUCUCUUGGUUUCCUUGAUUUGUCUUACAACAAAUUGAGUGGCAUGUUUCCAAACUGUUUAGGCGACUUCAGUGAUUCGCUGCUUGUAUUGAAUCUAUCAAACAAUUUCUUCCAUGGAAGAAUUCUUCAAGCAUUCAGAGAUGAAAGCAACUUGAGAAUGAUUGAUCUAAGUCACAAUCAACUGGAGGGUCAGCUGCCAAGAUCAUUAACAAAUUGCAGGAUGAUGGAGAUUUUGGAUUUGAGUUACAAUAGAAUUAGCGACAAAUUCCCAUUUUGGUUGGCAAAUCUUCCUAAGCUGCAGGUGCUCAUUUUGCGAUCUAACCAAUUCUUUGGAUCAAUAAAAAGCCCUGAUGCCAUGUUAGAGUUUCGCAAGUUGCAAAUCAUUGACCUCUCCUACAACAAUUUUACGGGUAUCUUGCCAUCAGAGUUCUUUCAGACCCUGAGAAGUAUGAGAUUCUCUGAUCUUAAGGAGUUCACAUAUAUGCAGACAAUCCAUACUUUCCAGUUGCCCGUUUAUUCCAGGGAUUUUACUUACAGAUACGAAAUUAACUUGGCAAACAAAGGCGUGUAUAUGAAAUAUUGGCAGAUCCCAAAUGUGAUUGCAGCCAUUGACCUCUCAAGCAAUGCAUUCCAAGGAGAUAUUCCACAAUCCAUUGGGACACUUGAGAAGGUUAAUGCGCUUAACCUUUCAAAUAACCAUCUCUCAGGUGACAUCCCGUCAGUGUUGGGGAACCUCGCAAAUCUUGAAUCAUUAGACCUUUCACAAAACAUGAUCUCUGGAGAGAUCCCUCAGCAUUUGACGCAGCUCACAUUCCUAGCAUACUUCAAUGUCUCUCAUAAUCAAUUGGUGGGUCCUAUACCACAAGGAAAACAAUUUAAUACUUUCGAUAACAGUUCAUACGAAGGUAACUCAGGAUUGUACAUGAAACAUUUGCCAAAGAAAUCCGAAUGUUCUGAACCUCCACAGCAUCCAAACUUGCCAAAACAUCAAAGCUCCAAUAAUAUUCUUCCAAAAGAUAUUGAAUGGAUAGCAGUUGUGAUCGGAUAUGGAAGUGGACUUGUGGUAGGAGUGGUUGUUGGAUUGAGAGUUUCCGCAAGAAUACCUGAAUGGUUUGUGAAGACGUUUGGAAGGACGCAAGGCAACCGAAGGAGAAGAGAGGUUAGGGGCGUGCGCCGUUGA
This is a messenger RNA of Populus nigra (black poplar), 2772 nucleotides long. RefSeq names its product receptor-like protein 6. The record is from RefSeq and is a predicted model, not a curated record. The transcript has a single exon. Bases 1 to 2772 code for a protein of 923 amino acids. Gene Ontology annotation, molecular function: protein binding. Lineage: Eukaryota; Viridiplantae; Streptophyta; Magnoliopsida; Malpighiales; Salicaceae.